Messenger RNA from Cladocopium goreaui, 2025 nucleotides. NCBI's taxonomy places the organism in Eukaryota, Dinophyceae, Suessiales, Symbiodiniaceae. The record is from the annotation of a GenBank genome assembly.
AUGUUAUCAUACUUGCAAGGGGAGAUUGAAGGUGAGACAGCAGUGAAGAAUUUGCCAGCAGCCAUUCUCCUCAUCGUGUGGUUUUUGAUGAUGAACUUGUCUCAUGAACUUCCGCCUACGAUCCAAAGUAUUGAGAAGGCCAUCGACUUCGACAUUACAGAGAACGCAAACUUCGCAUUCUCGAGUCCUCUCUACAUGGGGCACAAGAACUUCAUGGAUGUGAACACAUUUGCAGAUUGGUACUCGUGGAUGAAUUUGGGCUUUUCGGCCAUCUACUUCCCCAGCACGCACGCUGUUUCUGAAGGAGCAAACUUCAGCAUGGGAACACAGACGUUCUUGGAAGCCAGCACGUAUCUGAUCCACAAUCGGAAGAUCGGCGGCGUGCAGCUUUCACAGCAGAGGCUAUUCAGCUCGGAGUGCAGCAACCCAAUAGUCGCCAACGCGCUGGAGUUGACAUGUUUAGACUAUCGUGGCCUGGAUUUGAGAUUGAAACCUACAGAGCUGGACGUCUCACAGCAGGUUGUCGAGUUUCAGUUUCUGCCAGAUGCGCAGGAUUUCUACGAAGAUACGAACCGCACAGUCUGGAUCGACUACCUCAUGGAGUUUCCGGUAAGCCAGCAGCUGAGGGAGCUGGAGCAAAGUGGCUGGCUGGAUGAUGGCACCUACCGGGCCAAGGUCUCUUUCAUGACCUACAACCAGAUCUAUGACGUACUGACAACGACCAGUGUGCACUUCCUUUUUGCGAUCUCAGGCCAUAUCUUCAAGCAGAUCACACACCGGUCAUUUAAAGUGGCUGCUCAUUCAGAGUGGGAAAGCUGGCUCUAUGAGGUGCUCUUCUUCGGCCACAUUACCAUCAUUUUCCUCUGCGAAGGAUGGGAGGCUAUUUCUACACUGCGGGAGAACAAGUGGAAGUUGGUGAAGGCAUGGAAAGCCUACUGGAAUUUCUGGAAUGUGGUCGAUUGGGUCUCAAUCAUGCUUGCCUAUGCAAUUCUGAUCACCUGGAUCUCACAAUGCACAGGGCAGGAUGAGCUAUCGCUGACUUUGAAGGACUACUGGGGCCUCCAUACGAGCUGCCGAAACUCCAGUGGCAUGCAGAGCAGUGAGUGUUUGGCUGCCAGAGCCUAUGAUUCACAACUUUUCCAGCAAGUUGAGGAGCUGGGAUAUGUGGUCAGGGCCAAUCGCUUCAUUUCGGGCUUCUAUCCAGUUUGUAUCAUGAUGCGAUUGUUUAAAGCCUUUGCCGCUCAGCCUCGGCUUGCAAUUGUGACGAAAACACUGGCAUUGGCUGCAAACGACUUGACCCACUUCGGAAUUGUCUUCCUGUCCAUUUUCUUCACGUACGUCGCGAUGGGCAUGGCAUUUUUUGGUCGAGAAGUGGAAGCCUUUGCAUCCUUCGAUCGCGCAUGCCUGGCUUUGCUGGAAGCCUUGAUGGGCGAGUUCAGUGUUGAAGAAAUGGAACUCAGCGGGCGGCCAAUUGCAUUCUUCUUCUUCGGCACCUACAUGAUGGCGGCCGUUUUGCUGCUGCUGAACAUGCUCAUUGCCAUCCUCAUGGAUGUCUAUGGGCAGGUGGCAGCUGGUUCUCGCACGAGUGAGUCCCUUUGGCAUGAAUGCUGGGACAUCAUGCGACGUGGAGCGCAGAAGUGGACUGGUGAGCACACGCCGCUUGCUGAGAUUGUGAAGAAAUAUGUCGAGAAGAAUGGUCCAGAAUGUCUGGAAAGUGACAAAGUCAUCUACAUCGAAGACGUGCUGUCUUCAGUUCCAGGUCUACUUCGGAGACAGGCGGAGGAAGAGAUGACAUCUGCCUUGGAAGAGUUUGCCCUGGAGAAUACACCUGACAUUCAGAUCUCUGAAGUCAUUUCGACGAUGGGCAGAUACUUUGGAAACGGGGCUGCCUCCCCAGCAGUAUCUCCGCGAGAUUUAGAAAAGAUCGUGCAGCAAGUGGCAAAGUGCCCCCCCAAUCGGGGUGCUCUUGCGAGUUCGGAUGUCGACAAUGCCAACGUACAGCAGGCGGCUGAGGAGAUCGUUUGA